AUGACAACACUUGAUUUGCUGAUUAUAUUCCGAGAAUUGAGUCUUAGCUUUGAUAUUUGGCAAGGGUCAUUGGGUGAUUCUGCAAUGGUCUCUGAUGGGGUGACUCUAUUGUCACUCUUGACUCACUGGACCUUUAUUCCUCCUAUCAUAAACUCGAGUUGGAAUGCCUCUGAUUCCAUUCCAUGCUCAUGGGUAGGAGUUCAAUGCGACCAUGACCACCAUGUGGUCUCCCUUAACCUCACUGAUCAUGCGAUUUUUGGUGAACUUGGGCCACAAAUUGGAAAAUUGUAUCACUUGCAGACCCUUGUGUUGUUGGGUAAUGGUUUCUCAGGAAAAGUUCCUUCAGAGUUGAGUAACUGUAGUUUGCUCGAGUAUUUAGACCUUUCUGAGAACAGCUUUAGUGGAAAGAUACCAUAUAGCUUGAAAAAGUUGCAAAACUUACGGCAUAUCAGCUUGUCUUCUAAUCUGCUAACUGGUGAAAUUCCAGAUUCCUUGUUUCAAAUUCCUCCCCUGGAUGAAGUGAGCUUGCACAGUAACCUUCUUAGUGGUCCUAUCCCAACCAAUAUUGGGAAUGCUACUGAACUGUCGAGGUUGUAUCUAUAUGGUAAUCAGUUGUCAGGGACUAUUCCUUCAUCCAUUGGUAAUUGCAGUAAGUUAGAGGACCUUGAUUUGUCUUUUAACCAUUUGACAGGUGAAAUUCCAGCCAGUAUUUGGAGAAUUCCGAGUCUUAAGCACAUCUUGGUUCAUAACAAUAGCCUUUUUGGAGAACUACCUUUGGAGAUGACAAAGCUCAAGCAUCUCAAAAAUAUCUCAUUGUUUGACAACCAGUUCUCUGGAGUCAUACCUCAAAGCUUGGGAAUCAAUAGCAGUUUAGUGAAGUUGGACUGUAAGAAUAAUAAGUUCACUGGUAGUAUCCCUCCCAAUCUCUGCUUUGGAAAGAAAUUAUGUUUGCUUGAUAUGGAAAGUAAUCAACUUCAAGGUGGUAUACUUUCUGAUAUAGGAAGAUGUGGAACUCUAAGGAGGUUGAUUCUCAAAGAAAAUAAUUUCACCGGGCCUCUUCCUGAUUUUGUAAGUAAUCCGAACCUCACAUACAUGGACAUAAGCAAGAACAAUAUCAGUGGAUCAAUUCCAUCAAGUUUGGAAAAUUGCACAGAUCUCACUGAAAUUAAUUUGUCAAUGAACAAAUUCACUGGGCUGAUACCAUCAGAUAUUGGAAAGCUUGUGAAUCUUGUGAAUUUGGAUCUUGCUCACAACAAAUUGGAAGGUCCUUUGCCACCUGAGCUGUCAAGUUGUACUAAAAUGGAUCGUUUUGAUGUGGGAUUCAAUUCCCUAAAUGGUUCAUUUCCGUGUAGUUUCACAAACUGGACGGGGAUAACCACAUUAAUUUUAAGCGGGAAUCAUUUUACAAGGGGUAUCCCAGACUGUUUGGCAGAAUUUGGCAACCUACGCGAGUUACAACUUGGUGGAAAUUUGUUUGGAGGCCAAAUUCCUCGAUCAUGUUGGAUGGGAAAUUUGCGGAGUCUGUUCUACGGGUUGAAUCUGAGUGCUAAUGGAUUGACAGGUGACAUUCCUUCAGAAAUUAGUAAUCUAGGAGUGCAAAGUCUGGACGUAUCCUUGAACAAUUUGACGGGUAGCAUAGAUGUUCUUGAGGGUCUUGCUCCAUUCAUUGAGGUCAAUAUUUCUUAUAAUUUCUUUGAUGGUCCUGUACCAGAACAUCUGAUGAAGUUAUUGAAUUCCUCACCAUCAUCAUUCAUGGGUAAUCCUCUCCUGUGUGUUAAUUGUUCACUUUCAGAUGGCUUGGGUUGCAAUAAAAAUAGUUAUGUGAAGCCAUGUGUCUACAAAUCAACUGAUCACAGGGGUAUCAGUUGCCAUGAAAUUGUGAUGAUAGCACUUGGAUCCUCAAUAUUUAUUUUUGCCGUGCUGCUAAUAGUAAUUGUAAUGUAUCUCCAGAGAAGAUCUCAGCAGGAAAUGAAAAGGGCCUCCAGCUCCCAUAACUCUGAGCAGGAACUUAAGUAUUUCGCUGGAAAUGGAGGAGGAAAGAUUGGAGCAAUCUUUGAUAGCCAAGUCCAUAUCUCAGCUCAAAAGAAACCGUCUUACCUUAACGACCUAGUGUUGAAGGCUACAGAGAACCUAAAUGAUCGGUAUAUAAUUGGUAGAGGAGGCCAUAGCAUUGUAUAUAAAGCCCAACUAGGUGAACUGGAUUUUGCAGUAAAGAAGGUUACAUUUGGAAGUAACAAACAGAAGUAUGUCGGUAUUAUGCAAAAAGAAAUUCAAACUCUUGGGAUGAUUAAGCAUCGAAAUUUGGUCGCAUAUGCAGAUUACUGGGUGGGAGAGGACUAUGGUUUAAUCAUAUAUGAGUUCAUGGAAAAUGGAAGCCUUCAUGAUAUUUUGCACGAAAAAAACCCCCCACCCUCCUUAACGUGGGAUGUCCGGUUUAAGAUAGCUGUUGGAAUUGCUCAAGGACUAGCAUAUCUUCAUCAUGACUGUAACCCGCCCAUAGUGCACCGAGACAUCAAACCAAAGAAUAUACUUCUUGAUGCUAAUAUGGAGCCUCUUAUAGCUGAUUUUGGUACUGCCCUGUACAGGAACCUGUAUGAGCAUUCUAAUAGUCAUUCUGGUUCAAGGCCAACGCUUUCAUUGCGCAUUGCUGGUACUCCUGGCUAUAUUGCACCGGAGAAUGCAUAUGCAAUAGUGCAGAGCAGAAAGUCUGAUGUAUAUAGCUACGGGGUUGUUCUGCUUGAGCUAAUAACCAGAAAGAAAGCAUAUUUUUCGUCUUUGAAUGAUAAAGAAGAGGUGACCACUAUAGUGAACUGGGCUAGAUCUGUAUGGUUGGAAACGGGCAAAAUUGAGAAGAUUGCUGAUUCAUACCUUGCAAGUGCAUUUCCCAAUUCGGCAGUACUAGCCAAGCAAGUCACUGCAGUGCUUUUGUUGGCAUUACAGUGCACAGAAAAGGAUGCAGACAACAGAACGACCAUGAAAGAUGUUAUCAAUUUCUAUCAAAAAGGCGUGUUCAAGUUGUGGUGUGGUGAUGUGGUUUAUGUUGAUGGUGAUGAGGCUGAAUCUUUUCCUGAUGUUCCAGUUGUCAGUAUUGACCACCAUCUUCAUCGAGAAAGUAGCAGGGCUGCAAACCUGAGAAAGAGAGAAGUUACAUUUAAUGUGGAGACUGAACCUGAAGAUCUUAAUGAUAGAGCUUUGACAAGAACUAGGAGUACUACUAUCACACUCGUGUUGUUGGUUUUAUCCUUCCCUGCCUUUUUGCAUGGUGAUUCUGAAAUGGUCUCUGACGGGUUGACUCUAUGGUCACUCUUGGCAUGCUGGACCUCUAUUCCUCCUAUCAUAAACUCGAGCUGGAAUGCCUCUGAUUCCACUCCAUGCUCAUGGGUAGGAGUUCAGUGCGACCAUGACCACCACGUGGUUUCCCUUAACCUCCCUCAUCAUGGGAUUUUUGGUGACCUUGGACCACAAAUUGGAAAAUUGUAUCACUUGCAGACCCUUGUGUUGUCGGGUAACGGUUUCUCAGGAAAGGUGCCUUCAGAGUUAAGUAACUGUAGUUUGCUCAAGUAUUUAGACCUUUCUGAGAACAGCUUUAGUGGACAGAUACCUUUGGAGAUUACAAAGCUAAAGAAUCUAAAAAAUAUCUCAUUGUUUGACAACCAGUUCUCUGGAGUCAUACCUCAAAGCUUGGGAAUCAAUAGCAGUUUAGUGAAGUUGGACUGUAAGAAUAAUAAGUUCACUGGUAGUAUCCCUCCCAAUCUCUGCUUUGGAAAGCAAUUGCGCGUGCUUGAUAUUGGAAGUAAUCAACUUCAAGGUGGCAUACCUUCUGAUGUAGGAAGAUGUGCAACUCUAAGGAGGUUGAUUCUCAAAGAAAAUAAUUUCACUGGGCCUCUUCCUGAUUUUGUAAGUAAUCCGAACCUCUCACACAUGGGCAUAAGCAAGAACAAUAUCAGUGGAUCAAUUCCAUCAAGUUUAGAAAAUUGCACAAAUCUCACUGAAAUUAAUUUGUCAAUGAACAAGUUGACUGGGCUGAUACCAUCAGAGAUUGGAAAGCUUGUGAAUCUUGUGACUUUGGAUCUUGCUCACAACAAAUUGGAAGGUCCUUUGCCACCCGAGCUGUCAAAUUGUACUAAAAUGGAUCGUUUUGAUGUGGGAUUCAAUUCCCUAAAUGGUUCAUUCCCAUCAAGUUUCUCAAGCUGGACGGGGAUAACCACAUUAAUUUUAAGCGGGAAUCAUUUUACAGGGGGUAUCCCAGGCUGUUUGCCACAAUUUAACAACCUACGCAAUUUACAACUUGGUGGAAAUUUGUUUGGAGGCAAAAUUCCUCGAUCAAUGGCAAAAUUGCGGAAACUGUUCUAUGGGUUGAAUCUGAGUGAUAAUGGAUUGACAGGUGACAUUCCUUCAGAAAUUAGUAAUCUAGAAGCGCUGCAGAGUAUGGAUGUAUCCUUGAACAAUUUGACUGGUGGCAUAGAUGUUCUUGAGGGUCUUGUUUCAUUAAUUGAGGUCAAUAUUUCUUAUAAUUUCUUUGAUGGUCCUGUACCAGAACAUCUGAUGAAGUUAUUGAAUUCCUCACCAUCAUCAUUCAUGGGUAAUCCUCUCCUAUGUGUUAAUUGUCCACUUUCAGAUGGCUUGGGUUGCAAUGAAACUAGUUAUGUGAAGCCACGUGUCUACAAAUCAACUGAUCACAGGGGUAUCAGUCGCCAUGAAAUUGUGAUGAUAGCACUUGGAUCCUCAAUAUUUAUUUCUGUCAUGCUGCUAAUAGUAAUUGUAAUGUAUCUCCAGAGAAGAUCUAAGCAAGCAAUGAAGAUUGAUAGCCAAGUCCAUAUCUCAGCUCAAAUGAACCCAUCUUACCUUGAGGACCUAGUGUUGAAGGCUACAGAGAACCUGAAUGAUCGGUAUAUAAUUGGCAGGGGAGGCCAUGGCAUUGUAUAUAAAGCCCAACUAGGUCAACUGGAUUUUGCAGUAAAGAAGGUUACAUUUGGAAGUAACAAGCAGAAGUAUCUAAGUAUUUUGCAAAGAGAAAUUCAAACCCUUGAGAAGAUUAAGCAUCGUAAUUUGGUGGCAUAUGCAGACUACUGGGUUGGAGAGGACUAUGGUUUAAUCAUAUAUGAGUUCAUGGAAAAUGGAAGCCUUCAUGAUAUUUUGCAUGAAAAAAAACCCCCACCCUCCUUAACGUGGGAUGUCCGGUUUAAGAUAGCUGUUGGAAUUGCUCGAGGACUAGCAUAUCUUCAUCAUGAUUGUAACCCGCCCAUAGUGCACCGAGACAUCAAACCAAAGAAUAUACUUCUUGAUGCUAAUAUGGAACCUCUUAUAGCUGAUUUUGGUACUGCCCUGUACAGGAACCUGCAUGAGAGUUCUAAUAGUCAUGCUGGUUUAAGGCCAAUGCUUUCAUCGCAGGUUGCUGGUACUCCUGGCUAUAUUGCACCGGAGAAUGCAUAUGCAAUAGUGCAGAGCAGAAAGUCUGAUGUAUAUAGCUACGGGGUAGUUCUGCUUGAGCUAAUAACCAGAAAGAAAGUAUUAGUUCCGUCUUUGAAUGAUAAAGAAGAGGUGACCACUUUAGUGAACUGGGCUAGAUCUGUACGGAUGAAAACGGGCAAAAUUGUGAUGAUUGCUGAUUCAUACCUUGCAAGUGCAUUUCCCAAUUCAGCACUAGUAGCCAAGCAAGUCACUGCAGUGCUUUUGUUGGCAUUACAAUGCACAGAGAGAGAUGCACGUUAUAGACCAACCAUGGAAGAUGUAAUUAAAUUCUAUCAAAACGGCUUGUUCAAGUUGAGAUGUAGUGAUGUGGUUUAUGGUGCUGAAAUUGCUGCAGUUGUAGCACCACAACAAUAUAACUCUCCUAAUCUUUUCCCUGAUGUUCCAGUUGUCAGUAUAGACCACAAUCUCCAUGGAGAAAUUACAUUUAAUGUGGAGACUGAACCUGAAGAUUUUGAUGAUUUUAGCUUUUUGCGGGAUGCUAAUCAAUCUCAGCUGGGAGUCUAUGCUCGGGGUGAUUGGAAACUCGUGUAUAGGCCUAUAACUGGUACUGAUGGACUUGUAAUUAAACUAAUGGGCAACGGUAAGAUACAGGCUGAACAAGUAGCGGUUGUGGCUCUGAUUGUUCCUAAAAUUUCCUAUACUUGGCCUUUUCUGAUCUUCCUUCCCUCUGUAAUUGGUCCAGUACUUACCAAACCCUUCAACUGGUUUUUCCUCUCACGUUGGGCUCAAUAUUUGCACCUGCAGAAAUCCUUGUAUUCACAGCCCAUAACCUACUUUAUAAUACCAUUAAAGGCCACUCUUCAACUUAGUAAUCAUGGAGAUUUCGAAAGUCCCUAUAUAGCCAAUGUUCUUCAAUCCUUAAACAAGGAGAAAUACAUGGCCUGUACAUUGAACUUCUAUUUUUAG
Molecule: messenger RNA, 6378 nt
Organism: Gastrolobium bilobum
Lineage: Eukaryota; Viridiplantae; Streptophyta; Magnoliopsida; Fabales; Fabaceae
Exons: 11
Coding region: 1-6378 (2125 amino acids)
Biological process (GO): protein phosphorylation
Molecular function (GO): ATP binding; protein binding; protein kinase activity
Source: RefSeq, a predicted model, not a curated record